AUGGCCGCGAAGUCGGACGGCGGCGGCGGCGGCCCGGCCGUGAGGCUGGAGAGUCCGGAGGGCGGCGGAGGGCGGCGGGCGGGCGGCGCGACUCCCCCGGCCCGGCGGUACCGGCUGCGGGACGGCUGCUGGGUGCUGUGCGCCCUCCUCGUCUGCUUCGCGGACGGAGCUUCGGACCUGUGGCUGGCGGCCCACUACUACGUGCGGGGGCAGCGGUGGUGGUUCGGGCUGACGCUGCUCUUCGUGCUGCUGCCCUCGCUCGUGGUGCAGCUGCUCAGCUUCAGGUGGUUCGUGUACGACUUCGCCGUCGGCACCAAGGACAGCGCCGGCAGCACCAAGGACAGCGCCCGCGGCCGCCGCGGCUGCUGCCGCCUCUGCGUCUGGUUGCUGCAGGGCUGCAUCCACCUGCUGCAGCUGGGGCAGGUCUGGAGGUACCUCCGCACGCUGUACCUGGGGCUGCAGAGCCGCUGGCAGGCCGAGCACCGCCGCCGCCACUUCUACUGGAGGAUGAUGUUUGAGAACGCAGAUAUCAGCAUGCUGCGGCUGCUGGAGACCUUCCUGAAGAGCGCGCCGCAGCUGGUGCUGCAGCUCAGCAUCAUGGUGCAGCAGAAUGACAUCGAGGCACUGCAGGGGUUCUCAGCCUCGGCCUCACUGGUCUCCCUGGCAUGGAUGAUUGCCUCCUACCAGAAGGUGCUACGGGACUCGCGGGAGGACAAGAUGCCCAUGUCCUACAAGGGAGCUGUGGUGCAGAUCUUGUGGCACCUCUUCACCAUUGCUGCCCGCGCCAUCGCCUUCGCCCUCUUUGCCUCCGUGUUCCAGCUCUACUUCGGCAUCUUCAUCGUCACCCACUGGUGCAUCAUGACCUUCUGGAUCAUCCAGGGCGAGACGGACUUCUGCAUGUCCAAGUGGGAGGAGAUCAUCUACAACAUGGUGGUGGGCAUCAUCUACAUCUUCUGUUGGUUCAAUGUCAAGGAGGGACGGAGCCGCUACCGCAUGUUCAUCUACUACAUCAUCACACUGUCGGAGAACGCCGCCCUCACCAUCCUCUGGUUCCUCUACUACGACCGCAAGACCAUCUCCGACUUCAACGCCUUAAUCCUCGUCUGCGUGGUCAGCUCCAGCUUCGCCCUCGGCAUCUUCUUCAUGUUCAUCUACUACUGCCUCUUGCACCCCAACGGCCCCAUGUUCGGUCCCAGCUCCGGGGGCUGCAUUUUCCGGCAGCAGCGGCCGCCCCCCGCGCCGAGUUCCCCUGCGGACGUGGUCACCAGCCCCCCGCGCUCGCUGCCGCGGACUACAGGGGGGGAGCGGGAAGGGGCGCCGGGGGAGCGGGACAGCUGCGUGCCCGUCUUCCAGGUGCGGCCCUGCGCCCCAACGCCGCCGGCCGCCCGCACCCCGCGGACAGAGGGACCCGUCAUCCGCAUAGACCUCCCCAGGAAGAAGUACCCGGCCUGGGACGCCCAUUUCAUCGACCGGCGCCUGCGGAAGACCAUCCUGGCGCUGGAGUACGCCUCGCCCAGCACCCCGCGCCUACAGUACCGCACAGCAGGAGUGUCCCAGGAGCUCCUGGAGUAUGAGACCACCGUGUAGGGCAGGGGCGUCCCCGGCCGGGCUGUUCCGUCUCUUCGCAGCGUUUUGCCUUUCUUUUCGGUUUGCCGGCACUUAGGGGUGGCCGUGCCGAGCGCCCCGCGGGCAGGGGCCGGUGAGGUCCCUUGGUGCUAUCCCCCCACGGGCCGGCCGUGCGCCGGGGGCUCGUCCUUGCCAAAAUACCUCACCUGUGCCUGAGCCGCCAGGUCGGCGGCACAGAGUGGGGGCUGCGGGGUGCACGGGAGCAGCCCGUUUGGUGAGGGGCUUUGGGCACAGAGGGACAUAGCACGGGGGAAUGUGGAGAAUGUGGGUGCUGGGGGAGAGCCAUGGGGCUGAGGGGUCUGGAGUAGGGCCGUAUUGGAGUCUGGGGCUCCUGUCAACCCCAAGUAGCGCAUGGCAUAGAGCCGGGGCAGCCCCCCCUUGUUCUUCAUCUCAGCCUCAAUUCCCCCACACACGCUCCGGCUGUUCCCUACCCCUGGGGUCACUGCUCCAUGCGUGGGGCAGAGAUCCUGGCCCUGAGGCCAGUGGUGGGAGGGAGGCACAGCACCUCUCCACUCCCUCCUGCCCUCCUGGGAACCACUCCAUUGCAUUGUGUUGGUUUUCACCAGACGGGUGACAUUGUGUGUGACAUUUUCUACCUCCACUGACGCUGGUGGGGCAGGGCCUGGCUGGCACUGGGAGGACUGUGCAAGGCAGUGGUGAUGUGCCCGGGGGCUCCCCGAAGUCACAUUCACCCUCAUUCAUUCUCCCCUCCAUUCUCCAGCCGAGAGCGUCUCCAUCCACCCCUCAUCAGCAUCAGCCCCCCCAGCUCAGCAGUAGGAACCUGAGCCAAGACGAUGCCCUCAGCUCCUUACUUCCUCCCCAGAGGAGCAGGGCUGCCCUGGGCUCUGCAUUUGAAUGUGUGCGUGGCUUGGUCCCAGCCCGCAGUGCCCCCUGCCCUAAGGGCUGUGCUGAAUGUACCCCCACCCUGUGUUUGUGCCCCAUGUCUGUGUCUGUGUGUGUGUGUGUGUGUGUGUGCGUGUUUGCAGCUGGGUUCGCAGGGCAGAUCUGCUGUCCCCUGGACACACAUCCCACCCAGAGCCCCUCACAGCCCCGGUGCCCUCCUCCAGCCCCGGUGUUCCUGCGAUGUCCCAUGGUGCUGGGAGGUGCCCAUUGGGCUGCAUUGCUUUUGUUUCCCAUAUCUCCGAAGAAGUUCAAGGGAUGAGUGCAGGCUGGGCUGGGCCACGUGGGGUCACUGGUGCUAACUGGUGCUAUCUGAACGCCUCGGAACCUUUCUGGAGGAGGGUGCAGAGCAGAGCUGGGUCUGGGCAGUGGGCUGGGCCCCUCCGCGACCCUCACUCCUCCUCUACUACUAGGAAUGGGCAAAAAAUCCCACUCUGUCCCAGCGAGCCCCAGGACAGCCCCAGCCAGGUCCUGGCAGAGGAGGCAGCCCUUAUCCUCAGGGAAGUGUAAUGGAAGAUGGGAGCCAGCUGGGCAUGGAGCAGCCGGGUGCCAGCAGCUUGGAGCCUCCCAGCCACCAAGGAGUUGCUGUGCUGGUGCCACACCAGUGCCAUGCUGGUGCUGGAUGCUGCAGCCCUCUGCCUGUGACUGCCAUGUGGAGCCACGCCACCUGGGCUGAGGUGCAGCCCGUGCCCUUCCCAGGGGCACAGGUCAUAGGGACUCUUUUCUAUGCACUCAUGCCACGGUACCCUCAGACCCGGGCUGCUCCCAUGUCGGGAUCAGAGCAGAGGCUGCAGUGUGGGGCUGUGUGGGAUGGCACGUGGCCACUCCAUUGCUUUGCCCUCAUGGCCCCUGAGCCCGGUGGCUCCCCAGCCCUGCUCCAGGGGCAAUGCUGGGGGAAUCAAGCCCGGCUGGCAGCAGUGAAGAUGGCAGCAGUGUCAGGACAGCAGCACUUGCUGGGAUCGCACCAAGAGGGCUCGAGCUGGGGCUGAGCUGGGGAAGGGGAAGCUCUGAGAGGCCUCAGUCCUGGCGGGGACAGCGGGACCACCCCAAGUUCAGGGAAUGGGGGAUGAAGCUCAGACCAGGACCAGGCCCCGCUGCUCUGGGCUGGGGCUGUUUCUCCCCAGCAGGGACUGAGGGUCUCAGCCACGUCCCCCCCCUGGUGCUUGGGACCUGGGAGCCCGGCUGUCAUGUACUGUAAAUACUCUGUGUGCCACCUUCUUCUCUGGGACCCUUGGCAGGGGCAGGGGAUGAGCGAGAGACCGGGGUCUGACCGAGACUUUUUUGUAUACCACAAACUUUUUGUAUAUUUUUAAUUUUGCUGCAACAUGAGAUAUUAAAUUCAUUUCAAUAA
Messenger RNA from Tympanuchus pallidicinctus (lesser prairie-chicken), 3877 nucleotides. RefSeq names its product XK related 7 (gene XKR7). NCBI's taxonomy places the organism in Eukaryota, Metazoa, Chordata, Aves, Galliformes, Phasianidae. The coding region runs from base 1 to 1587 and encodes 528 amino acids. The transcript is spliced from 3 exons. Gene Ontology annotation, cellular component: plasma membrane. Gene Ontology annotation, biological process: phosphatidylserine exposure on apoptotic cell surface; engulfment of apoptotic cell; apoptotic process involved in development. The record is from RefSeq and is a predicted model, not a curated record.